UUCAUGUAGUUGAGGUGCACGAUUUAUUUUACUACCUAGAACUCAUUGCAUUCCCCUUAUUCAAUCUGAUUACAAUCAUGAACAGUAUCACACAAGCUACCGUAUAGCGGGUAAUUUUUAUGGGGUAAAAAAUUUGUUCUAUAAAAAUUUCGUUUAGUCUCGUGGCUGCACUGCAUCCUACAUUCCGGUAAGCCACGCCUACGUUAAAAUUUCGUGGAGGUCAGCUUGCCCACGAAAAUUACCUGCUAUACGGUAUAGUAUAUAUCACACCUUGACAAUAAUUAUUUCUGGGGUAUACCUCCCUAAAGGUAGCUUGCCCUCUGGUAAUGUUUUCUGGAUGAAGAUCCAAAGCUUCAUGUACAUGUAGCUAUGACUUGUCUGUAUGCGGAACAUACUGUUUGUGAUUACUCUCUCUCUAUCCGAUAUGUUGUGUCUGACUCUGUGGGACCCAGUGAACUGUGAGCUGAGGAAGACUCUCUGCAACCCUUUCAAGAGUGGAGACUAUCGGUGUAUGGUGUUUGGUCAUAAGAGCUCUUCCCAGUAUCUCGUGACAGCCUCAGAGACUCACCUCCAAGUCUGGGACCUCCUCUCUUGCUCAGUGCUGUGGUGUGUGAAGACCAGAGUGUGCUCCAUGGUAUCUGAUCCUCUGAGUCAACUCACAGCUGUGUUUGUGCCCUCAGGGAAUGACCCACCAUCCACACAUUGCACGUAUCUGGUCAGUGGUGGUGAGGAGGGUGUACUCGUCCUCUGGCAGCUGGACACACACAAGAGAGAGUUUCGUCCUCGUCUAGGCUCACCUAUCACACACCUCGCUUGUAGCCCUGGUGACAAGUACUUCACUGUCGGUCUGCAAAGCAAUGUGGUGCAAGUGGUGUCAGGACUGGACACUGAGGUGGAAUGGACUAUCGGAGGACUGAGGAGGUCCCAGACUGUAGACCAGAGUGGAAUCAAUACUGGCCUAGUAAUCUGUCCACGUUCCAUGUCUAUAGUGACCAACAGUACGCCCGGGUUCAUCCAGUUCUAUGACCCAGUCAAGGAGUCAGUCACCCAACAAUUGAAUGUGACGGACCUGAACUACGUGUCUCGGCCUGAUGACACGCCCCUCUCUCUGACCACAGUGGACCACACCUCUUUCUCUCCUGAUGGGGACUGGCUAGCAACAGUUGAAAGCAGAGAUGAUGGUAAGACUGUCCCUGAGUUACGGAUGAAGUUAUGGCAGUACAGCUCCUCUCAACAAAGACACACUCUGAACACUUGUGUGGAGCCACCUCACGAUCGACCUGUCACCAGCAUCACCUUCCAACCACGUCACCAUACCAACAAGACGUCAAAUCAGAUCCCUCUAUUGGUCUCCACAAGUCUAGAUGGCCACUUCAAGACGUGGGUCCUCCUAGGAGAGGAAGUGGGUGUGUCAUGGUCGUGUCAGGCAGUGGGUUACUACCAUGGUCUGGAGAGUGUGGGGGCGUGCUUCAGUGAGGAUGGGUCACUACUGGCUGUCAACUUCAAGACUUGCCUGACUCUGUGGGACCCAGCGAACUGUGAGCUGAGGAAGACUCUCUGCAACCCUUUUAAGAGUGGAGACUAUCGGUGUAUGGUGUUUGGUCAUAAGAGCUCUUCCCAGUAUCUCGUGACAGCCUCAGAGACUCACCUCCAAGUCUGGGACCUCCUCUCUUGCUCAGUGCUGUGGUGUGUGAAGACCAGAGUGUGCUCCAUGGUAUCUGAUCCUCUGAGUCAACUCACAGCUGUGUUUGUGCCCUCAGGGAAUGACCCACCAUCCACACAUUUGUACCUGAUAGACCCCUCUUCCCCCACUCCACUGGCCGUACAUCACUCUGUGUGCUCGGGGCAAGUGCUGGGGGGUGUGUUCCUACCCCCUCAGUCAGGGGGUACCUCCACACUGUACUUCAUGGACAAGGCACAGGUGUUGUAUGGCCUAGAGGAGGAAGGUAAAGAGAAGAGUGAUGACUCUCGGCCGUUACUAGGGGACAAUGUUCCCACGUCAGAGAGGGCAUUCUGGGAUAUCUUUGGAGGCAGCAAACUACAAAACAGAGGUUCUACAGUACACCACAAGUUGAACAGCGCGUCCAAACCAUCACUCUCUCUACUCAGUGCCCCUCCCCACGUCCUCCCCCCAAUGCCCUCCCUCUGUCUCCCGUUCCUCCAGUCACUGUUACCACAUCGGCAGGGGUCUAAAGGUCACCUUGAUGAAGACAUGGUCGAGAGUGAGGUAGAAGGUUUGAGUUCAGAGGAUGAAGGUCAGCCAGAAGUGGGUGUGGCCUCUAGUAAAGCUAACAAUGUGAUGGAAGUGGACAUUGAGUGUAGAGACUUGGAGGUCAAGAACUAUGACUGGCUAGUAGAGCAUUUCAGAAUAAUGUGAUAUUCGAUAUUUUUUGUGAACCAAGCAUUCUUGACAAUACCAGGAGCAGAUUACAGAA
Molecule: messenger RNA, 2435 nt
Organism: Halichondria panicea
Lineage: Eukaryota; Metazoa; Porifera; Demospongiae; Suberitida; Halichondriidae
Product: WD repeat-containing protein 75-like
Exons: 14
Coding region: 383-2377 (664 amino acids)
Biological process (GO): positive regulation of transcription by RNA polymerase I; positive regulation of rRNA processing
Cellular component (GO): nucleolus
Molecular function (GO): RNA binding; protein binding
Source: RefSeq, a predicted model, not a curated record